Messenger RNA from Myxocyprinus asiaticus (Chinese sucker), 5579 nucleotides. Its product is annotated as histone-lysine N-methyltransferase, H3 lysine-79 specific-like. The transcript is spliced from 28 exons. Lineage: Eukaryota; Metazoa; Chordata; Actinopteri; Cypriniformes; Catostomidae. Gene Ontology annotation, biological process: regulation of transcription regulatory region DNA binding; DNA damage checkpoint signaling; DNA repair. The record is from RefSeq and is a predicted model, not a curated record. Gene Ontology annotation, cellular component: nucleus. The coding region runs from base 225 to 4787 and encodes 1520 amino acids. Gene Ontology annotation, molecular function: histone H3K79 methyltransferase activity.
GAUGGCGGCGGUACUGCCGAAGCGGAGCAGCCGCUCGGCUUAAUUGAUCAUUCUCACUAAAUCACCAGGACAGAUCGGAUCGAAAUCGACCAAAUCUUUUCGAUCCUCCAUAACCUUUGUUAAGAUAUCAUCCGUGAUAUCCUAUCGCAUUAAACCGGGUGAUUUUCACGGAAAAUGCUCCUGCUCUAGUUUAUGUGUCUCGUCCAUUAGCUAUACUGGUGAGAAUGGGAGAGAAGCUGGAGUUAAAGCUGAAGUCGCCGGUCGGAGCCGAAGCUGCAGGCUACCCGUGGCCCUUACCAGUAUAUGAUAAACACCAUGAUGCUGCACAUGAAAUAAUUGAAACCAUUCGCUGGGUAUGUGAGGAGAUCCCAGAUCUUAAGCUGGCCAUGGAGAACUACGUACUUAUCGACUACAACACCAAGAGCUUUGAGAGUAUGCAGAGACUGUGUGACAAGUACAACAGAGCCAUUGACAGCAUUCACCAACUGUGGAAAGGGACCACCCAACCCAUGAAACUCAACAAGCGUCCUUCCAACGGCCUGCUGCGACACAUCCUACAGCAGGUUUACAAUCACUCUGUCACUGACCCCGAGAAACUCAACAAUUAUGAGCCCUUCUCUCCUGAGGUGUAUGGAGAGACAUCAUUCGACCUGGUGGCCCAGAUCAUCGACGAAAUGGAGAUGAUGGAAGAAGACACCUUUGUGGAUCUGGGCAGUGGUGUUGGACAGGUAGUCCUGCAGGUCGCCGCAGCCACCAACUGUAAACACUACUACGGCAUCGAGAAAGCAGACAUUCCAGCAACCUAUGCAGAGUCAAUGGACAAAGAGUUUAAGAGGUGGAUGAAGUGGUAUGGAAAAAAACACAGCGAGUACACUCUGGAAAGGGGAGAUUUCCUCUCAGAAGAAUGGAGAGAACGAAUAGCCAACACAAGUGUUAUUUUUGUGAAUAACUUUGCCUUUGGUCCUGAGGUGGACCACCAGCUGAAGGAGCGAUUUGCCAACAUGAAGGAAGGUGGAAAAAUUGUAUCCUCAAAACCUUUUGCACCUCUUAACUUCAGAAUAAACAGUCGAAACUUGAGUGAUAUUGGCACAAUAAUGAGAGUUGUUGAGCUGUCGCCUUUAAGAGGAUCAGUAUCAUGGACGGGGAAGCCAGUGUCGUACUAUCUGCAUACAAUAGACCGCACCAUACUUGAAAACUAUUUUUCUAGUCUCAAAAAUCCUAAACUCAGGGAAGAGCAGGAGGCGGCCAGAAGACGUCAGCAGAAGGAUACUAAGGAGAACAAAAGCAACACCACCACCCCGACCAAACCCAAGGAGCACAAGCAGCCGCAGCACGAAUCAGGUGGUGAAGAGGAGCACUCCAAUUCAAUCGCACCCAUAAAGCCGUCGCCCAAACCCCGCCGUGCUAAACUGCUGACAAAGGGCCGCAAGAUGGGCAGCAGGAAGCGUGGGCGACCCAAGAAGGCAGCCACUAUAACCGCAGCAGAGCGCAAGAACAAGAAGAGCCAGAGCGCCCUGGAUCUGCUGCAUGCUAAAACCCUCUCAGCAGCGCCCCCUCAGGAUGCAUACAGGUCACCUCAGAGCCCAUUCUAUCAGCUACCUCCCAAAGUGCAACAUUAUACAUCAAGCCAGCUUCUCCUUAGCCCGACUCCACCAGGCCUGCAGACUCUGCUCGAUAACAUUAAAGUCCAAUACCUGCAGUUCAUGGCGUACAUGAAAACACCACAGUACCGCACCAACCUACAGCAAGCUCUUGAGCAGGAGAAGUUGCGACACACAGAACUGUCAGGUCAAGCCCAACAGCUGCUCAACACCUGUCAUGCACACAAAGAGAGGAUCAGAGACCUGUUCCAGUCCAAAUUGGAGGAGCUGGGUGUGAAGGCGGUGACAGUGGAGGAUCUGGUGCAAGCACAGAAGGAGAUCACUGCCCACAACAUGCAGCUGAGGGAGCAAACCAAACAACUGGAGAGAGACAUGGCGGAGCUUCGUGAUCAGAGUCUGGUGCUGUUGAAGGCUCGUUGCGAGGAGCUUAAGCUGGACUGGGGAUCUCUGUGUUUGGAGACCCUGUUGAAAGAGAAAGCUGCUCUGCGAAGACAAAUCUCAGAGAAACAGCGCCACUGUCUGGAGCUCCAGAUCAGCAUUGUGGAGCUUGAGAAGAGCCAGAGACAACAAGAACUGUUGCAACUCAAGUCAUCGUACAGCCCAUGUGAGGUCUCCCCCUAUCGAAAAGCCCUGCCUGGCCCAGAGCUGCGUCCCACACUUGGUCUCGACACCCCUAAAUUCGCCCCACAGUCCUCUGCAGGAUUGCCUAUUUCACCAGACUACGAGAUCGUGCCGCCCACCCCAGACUCCAGAACCAGGCAGCUAGGCCAACCAUUGCCUGACUACACCCGCUUUUCACCAGCCAAGAUCGCCCUCCGUAGGCACCUCAACCAAGAUUCAGCUGCCAAUCAGUUUAGAGCCUUGGGGAAAAUCCACCGGGGGGACAUUGGUGCGGUAUCAUCACCAACUCUGGGAUUAAAACAGGCUUGCCCUUCACCAAACUCGUAUGAUAUUCAACAGACAACCACUCCCAAGAGCACAGAUAGGGCCGAUAAGGAGAAGAGUCAGGCUGCCCCUGGUGACACUAUAAUCAGUCUGCCAAUCAGCAUCCCCCUUAGCACUGUGCAUCCCAGCAAACUUCCUGUCAGCAUCCCACUGGCCAGUGUGGUGCUACCCAACCGUGCAGAAAGACUGAGGAACACUCCUAGUCCAGUGUCAAAUCGUGAACAAUCAGCAGGACAGACCAAUGGCAAACCACCUCUCACGCCUACCUCAGGGUACUCCUCCAGCUCAGGGUUGGUGAAUGGCUCUCACUCUGCAUUGCUGACGGAGGACCAAGACUGCGACACCACCUCCCCUCUCCCUCACAGCACUCCCAUCAUGGGCCUCCAGCCUCGUGGCUCUGGCCUCAGUCCUCCCCUGGGCACCGGGGGCGUGCUGCAGUAUGCUGACGCACCACCAAGGCUCCCACCCGAGGACAGCCACGACCGACAGGGCCUGGAAUCUGACACAGACCCCCUAGAUAGCGAGGCCCGCCGCCGCAUCUUUUUCUCUUCCUCCUCUUCUUCCUCUUCCUCCUCCUCCUCCACUGGAGGUUCCAGACUGCAUCAGGGGCAGCAUCACCAUAGUAAGCAUCAUCAUCAUCAUCACCACCACCACCAUCAUCAUCACUCUCCAGGCUCACACGGGCAAGAGGGACGCAAACGAGGCCGGCGGAAGCGCAGCUCUUCAGGGGCCAUGCCCAACAGCAUCUCCCCCAAGAGGAGGCCGUUUCCUGGGCUGGGCUGCUCCAACCAUUCCUCUGGAUCUCCGCUUAAUAUCAAUUCUAUGGUGAACAAUAUUAACCAGCCUUUGGAAAUCUCAGCCAUCUCUUCCCCAGAGCAGUCAGGCCGCAGCCCGUGUGGGCCGGAUCUGGAUCAGCCUCCUGUGCUUAAAAGAGAGCGCCCCCUGGAACUCAACAAUUCAGGACACUAUUCCUCCACCCCCAGUUCAGAUGAAGAGGUCAAUAAUUUUGCCCCAGACACCUCCAAUUCAGCCCGAAUUGAAAGGAAAAUUGCCACCAUUUCUUUAGACAGGGAUGGACAAAUCAGAGAUUUGGAAAGGGGCUCACAAGGGUGUAAAUCAGGUGCCAGCAGUGUAAGCAGCGAGGUCUCCUCUUCCUCUGGUGCUAGCAAAUGGAAAUCCACUUUCUCCCCCAUAUCUGACACCAAACCUACCCCUUCAGACCUCCGUCAGUGUGGCUCGCCCUUCGGUGUGGGAUCUUCCCGUGGUGCUGGAGGGGGCACGGACUCUGACUCCGAUCAGAAACAACAGAGGAGAGGAGAACGCGAACGUGAACCUUAUGGGAACUCAAACCUCUUUCUCAGUCAGGACGGCAGUGGUCGCUCUGUGGUAAACACGUCGGAACGACCACCACAGAAACAGAAAGUGCGUGAGUGGGAUCUGAAAUGUGUGAGCGGAUUGGCCAGCCAGAACCUCUUUAUAUCUGCUGCAGCCAGUGGAGGCAUCUUGAGUGGAAAAGUGGGCGGGGCCACCACAGUUUCCACUGCCGCCUCAGUGGGACAGUACUUCCCUCUGGGUGGGGCAUCGGUCCUGCAGUCCUUAUUUGGAGCUCAGGUCCCCGGACCAUCCACCAGCGGAGCCCCACGAUUGGUCAACGGACAUUCAGCGCUGGCCAGCUUUUCCAGUGCAGGAUUGGCAGGGGGCACUGCAGGAGGGAUUUUUCACCAUUUGGUGCCUUCAGUCUCCUCUCAGCAUUCUGGGGCCAAUCUCCCAGGCCCUGGGGCCCUCAGUUCCCAGCAGCAGAGGCAUCUGGACACUAACUCCAAACCAGGAGCCUCAUUUUUGCCUUCGGGCCCCUCCCACCACAGCCGCACACAGACAGUCCUGCACGCCCCCUCCCCGCCCAACCACUCCCUCCCCCUGCCCCCUCCCCUCAAUGCUGUCUCUAACUCCGCCCCUCCCCUAUCCUCCUCCCAGUCUUUGAGGACACAGUCCUCCCUUCCCACUUCCACCGUCUCCUCCUCCUCCCAGUCCCUGGCUGUCGCUUCCGCCACCGCUGCUUCCAUCACCACCACCUCUGCUUCCUCACGGCCCUUCACGGUGCAUUAUCCCGCACAUCUGCCACCUCCACACCCCUCCAGCAGUGCUGGGGCAGGCGGGGGCGGGGCCUUGAGCUCCUGGAGGACUCUGGGUUUGCAGGCAUCAUACAUGGCCUCGCAGCUCCCCAGCAAUCGCCCCAGAUAGGACACGGCCAGGUGUAAGAGGGAGGGGGGGGUGGGGGGUACUGAAAUGGGAAGAGACUGUUACUAGAUGGAUACAGGGAAGCUACUGCAUUCUACCUGCUGUAUUAUCAAUCUGAACAAGGUAUGUGGUGUUCGCAUGGUAACACGCAACAUGCUUUGCUGCUUUUUCUUUUAAUAGCUGCAUAUUUGACUGCUUAUUUUGCGUUCUUUUGGUUUCAUAAAACACCUUCUAGAUUGUACCAUUUUGUCAGAAUUACCACUUUAUUCAUGUCUUUGGAAAUGUUAUAAUAUUAGAGAUUGACCGAUAUAUAUAUAUAUAUAUAAUAUAUGUGUGUGUGUGUAUAUGUUUUUUUUUUGUUUUGUUUUGUUUUUUCAGAUACCGAUAAAUUUUAUGAUUUAGUGUAUGAUAACCGAUAUGCAGAAUCAGUUUAAUAAUUUUUUAAUUGCCACGUUUUGACUCUGGCUAAAUAACCAUUAUAAUACAAAUCAAUAAAAACAUUUUGUUUGAGAUUUUGGCAAUUAUCGGUAGACCCGAUAAGGAACCAGUAACAGAUUAUGUAUAGUGUGAAUAUUAGUAAAUUAUCUGAAUGUUUUAGGAUCCAAUAACCGAUAUGCGUAACCAGUUUUACAUUUUUAUUUCUACUUUUUAACUCAAUGGUUAAAUAAUAAUUUAAAAACAACAAUAACAACAUAAUGCGCAUUAUGAAUAUUUUUAUAAUAUUAUUAUAUUUAUGGUUUUAGUUUCCGAUAACCGAUUUGCAGAAUCAGUUUUGAAUUAAUUUUAAUUGCCACA